Messenger RNA from Amphibalanus amphitrite, 453 nucleotides. Its product is annotated as hepatic leukemia factor-like. Gene Ontology annotation, molecular function: DNA-binding transcription factor activity, RNA polymerase II-specific; RNA polymerase II cis-regulatory region sequence-specific DNA binding. Bases 1 to 453 code for a protein of 150 amino acids. The record is from RefSeq and is a predicted model, not a curated record. Lineage: Eukaryota; Metazoa; Arthropoda; Thecostraca; Balanomorpha; Balanidae. Gene Ontology annotation, cellular component: nucleus. Gene Ontology annotation, biological process: regulation of transcription by RNA polymerase II. The transcript has a single exon.
AUGUCGGGCGAGGCGGAGAUGUCGGUGGCUGGGACGCCCGUGGCGCCGCCCUCCUUGGCUCCUCUCUCACUGCUGCCUCCGGGAGUGGUGGGUCUCAGCAGUCCGCUGGUGGCGCGGGCGCUGCAGGGCGCCGGCGCCCGACGCCCCCGGGGCGCCAAACGCGCCAUCCCGGACGCCCUCAAGGACCAGAAGUACUUCGAGCGCCGCAGAAGAAACAACUUGGCCGCCAAGCGGUCGCGCGACAGUCGGAAGGCGCGUGAAGAUCAGAUCAACUUGCGCGCCUGCUGGCUGGACGGCGAGAAUGCGGUGCUGCGAGCGCGGGUGGCCCGUCUGAGGGAGGAGGCGUUCUGCCUCCGCCGCCUGCUGGCAGCACGCCAGGCGGAGCGUCUGCGCCUGCUGAGUGAGGCGGAACGGCCGGUGCCUUCAGGUGCCACCCCGUCCACCUCCGAGUGA